AUGGAGAAACAAACGACCACUUUCCAUAACAGAGAUUGUCUAGAUAUGCAACAACUCGAAGUGAUCAACGGAAACAAGAAAACUCCAGACACGGGAACAUCAUCAAAUGCAUCGUCCUCGUCAUCAGAUAUGGACGUUCUGUUAUCAGAUGUGGAUGUGUUCCAAAUGUACGCCAAUUCCAACUCAUCUGGAUUUUCUGAAAUGCAGAGCUCUUCGUCGGAAACUGGAAAGUCUAAGGAUGGCCUUUAUGAUGAAGAAAACGACUGCAUCCCACUUAUAAAUGGAUCCAUUGUACUAUCACUUCUGGAAGCCAAGAUGUGGCGCAAGUUUUUGGAGGUGGGGACAGAAAUGAUCAUCAACCGAACUGGAAGGAGAAUGUUUCCUUAUGUGGAAUUUUUCCUCAAAGGGGUAGAUCCACUUGGAUUGUAUGACGUCAUGUUUGAUAUCAUACCGGCCAGUAGCAAAUGCUUUAAGUUUCUGAACAACAAAUGGAUACCAAUUGGAAAAAAGGACGAAGAAUUUAAGAAUCAUCCAUUCAAACACCCGGAUUCUCCACGUAUUGGAUCAGAUUGGAUGACUCGGAAAAUUUCCUUUGAGAAAAUCAAAUUGUCGAAUAAACCUGAUACAAAGGCUGGGAUAUUUACGCUACACACACUUCAGAAGUACUUGGUUCGUAUCUCUAUCAUCAAACAUGAAAAAGAUAAUGAACUCUCAGUUGUAGAGUUUCCAAUCCGGGCCACGACCUUCAUUGCUGUUACAGCAUACAACAACAGAGAGGUUACCAAACUCAAGAUCAACAGCAAUCCCUAUUCUAAGGGAUUCCGAUUUCCAGUGAAAAGAGGUCCACUAGAUUUAUCCAUGAAAAAGGACAGCAGAAAAACAAUGCAGAACACAAUACCAAACUCAUAG
This is a messenger RNA of Ostrea edulis (European flat oyster), 909 nucleotides long. Its product is annotated as T-box transcription factor mls-1-like. Lineage: Eukaryota; Metazoa; Mollusca; Bivalvia; Ostreida; Ostreidae. The record is from RefSeq and is a predicted model, not a curated record. The transcript is spliced from 5 exons. Gene Ontology annotation, molecular function: DNA-binding transcription factor activity, RNA polymerase II-specific; RNA polymerase II cis-regulatory region sequence-specific DNA binding. Bases 1 to 909 code for a protein of 302 amino acids. Gene Ontology annotation, cellular component: nucleus. Gene Ontology annotation, biological process: positive regulation of DNA-templated transcription; cell fate specification; regulation of transcription by RNA polymerase II.